AUGUUAUUGCCUAUGUUAAGAAACCGUGGCAUAGCAGUAUCAUCUUCACUAAUUGCCAUAACGAGGCCGAUGUCAUCAUACUCAACAUGCCCUUCUAUUAUGAAUGUCAAACAAAUACCCCUUCAACAUUCAAAGAGAUUUCAAUCUACUACUACUACAACCACAAAUGAAAAUAUAUCUCCAGGUAAUCUAAAUGAAUCAUUACAAUCCUUAACAGAUGAAGAAGUAGAUCAAUGGUUAGAAUCGAUAAACGAACUAAAGAAACAAUUUCAACAAACAGGUUUCAACCCAGAAACAUCCCUAGCACCACCAGGCCAACCGAAAAUAGAUCUAAUACAAGAAUCCUUACAAGACCAACAAUUUCAACCCACAAAGGAACAAUUAGAAGAAUACGAAUCAUUAUCAGGGAAACCAAUACCAUUGAAAUUCGAUCCUAUAGUGAAACAUGUAACUAAUAUGAUAAUGAGAGACGGUAAGAGAGCAAAAGCAGAAAGAAUCAUCUCUAAAGCAUUAUACCUUGUUCAUAGACAAUUGAAAGUGGACCCUAUACAAGUAUUGAAGGAGAAUCUUGAGAAUUUGUCUCCUUUGAUGAUUACUAAGACUUUCAAGACAAAAGUUGCUAAAGCAGCAAUGAUCCCGGUGACACUGAAUGAAAGACAAAGGCAUAGGAUUGCAUGGAAAUGGAUCGUGGAAGGUGCAAAUUCAAGAGUUUCUAAGGAUUUUUCAGUAAGAUUAGGUGAAGAAUUAGUAGCUGUUUAUAAGGGUCAAAGUUCUGCUUUCGAUAAGAGAGAUCAAAUUCAUAAGACCUCAAUUGCUCAUAGAGCUUAUAUUAAAUUAAAGUAG
This is a messenger RNA of Naumovozyma dairenensis CBS 421, 843 nucleotides long. It is a transcript of the gene RSM7, whose product is annotated as mitochondrial 37S ribosomal protein uS7m. Gene Ontology annotation, cellular component: ribosome. Gene Ontology annotation, biological process: translation; ribosomal small subunit assembly. The record is from RefSeq and is a predicted model, not a curated record. The transcript has a single exon. The coding region runs from base 1 to 843 and encodes 280 amino acids. Lineage: Eukaryota; Fungi; Ascomycota; Saccharomycetes; Saccharomycetales; Saccharomycetaceae. Gene Ontology annotation, molecular function: rRNA binding; structural constituent of ribosome; mRNA binding.